Messenger RNA from Schizosaccharomyces cryophilus OY26, 1628 nucleotides. RefSeq lists its product as uncharacterized. Lineage: Eukaryota; Fungi; Ascomycota; Schizosaccharomycetes; Schizosaccharomycetales; Schizosaccharomycetaceae. The transcript has 2 exons. Bases 80 to 1291 code for a protein of 403 amino acids. The record is from RefSeq and is a predicted model, not a curated record.
CUUACUGUAGUGUUAAUGAUCAAACGAAAGGUGUCAAGAACCAAAUAGUACGAACGUCAAAACACUUAUCCGAAAAGAAAUGGCAAACCAAAAAGCAGUUUCAAAGACUGAAAACGAGUUAUCUAGCUCCCCAGAAGGAGAAAUUGGGGGUGUAAUUGUAGAACAUCUGUGCAAGAGAAUUCGGAACUUUUCCAAAAAGAAGCAAAAAAUUAUAAAACUUGAAGAGCAGGCCGCCAAGGAUCCCCAAUCUUUAAAUGCUGACCAAAAAAACGCUCUCCGUGGUAAAGAUGCCGUUUUGACAACUUUGCAUGAGUUGGAAGAGCUUUUAAGUCAAAUCAAUUCUUCUCGUUCUCGCGAUGAAAAGAAAAAGCGUCAAGAAGUCUCCUUAAAAAGAGAAAAAGAGCAAAAACAAUUGGAAGCCAAAUAUGAAGAAGGCUUUAAGAGCGCCCAGAAACAAGUGUCUACCCUUGUUCGAUUCCUUCGUUUUGCUAGUCAUAACUGUGUUCAUCCUUCUGAUGAUCAAGCAUUUAACACAGCCGUUGAAAAGCUACUUAUCCAUGUUUAUGAGGGUUCAGAAAACUCUGAAAAGGCUGUUGCUAAUCUUAGUUCGUCUUCAGAAGAGUAUAUUGAUGAGACUGAAGUCCCUUACAAAUUAAUCACCGCAAAAAGUGAUGAAUUCUUUAGUACUCCCGCUGCUGCUGAAAAGCAAGAAGAUCAUGAAGAAGCUGAAGAGCAGGCUGCAUCAAAAAUCAGCGAUGUUGUUGACAAUGAAGGCCAAGAAAAUGCUCUUUUGACAGAUGAACAUGCUCACCAGACUACUCGACCUUUGAACCGUGGAAUACAAUUUCUCAAUGAAAGCGAAAUCGAAGGACAGCACUUCCAAGAACCCGCUACUUUUAAUGAAACCUCUGUUCCUGCUAAUACUGAGGCCCAAGUGCCUGUUGAAAAUGUUGAAGCAAAUGAUGGUACUACUGAUCCCUCUACUAUUUACCCUACUCAGUUUCAAGCUGUUGAACAACAACAGAUGCAGCAAGCAAUGGAUUCCAUGUCACCUGAUUGGUAUCAGCCCACUAAUGAGAUUCCCCAAGAAGAAGCGUUGAAUCGAGGAUAUCAAAAACGCUCUUUAAAUAACCGCCCUCCGUAUGGCAAUAACCAACGUAACCGUGGCCGAGGUCCUCAUCGCGGUGGUGGCCGUGGCCGGGGAGGCUCUUUUAACCGUUUUCGACGAAACCAAUACCCCCAAUAUUCAAAUGAUUCCACUUCUCGUUCUAACGCCGCCCCUGUAGCUUAAGAUGAUCUUCCACAUGUGAAUAUAUGUAUGCCUUUGUUUACGUCUUCUAGUCAGAAAGGUUUUUUCUUUUUCUUUUUUCCCCUUUCUGGUAUAGUCUUAGAAGUCCAUCUUUCAAUGAAAUGUCUUCUUUUUCUUUCUUUUAAUGAUUCGGAUUCAUUGAAAAAGUAUGUCUAGCUCAUUUAUUACAAUUGAUAUUGAUAUUGAUUCAACCAAGUCAACAGGAAUCUAAGUUUCUUGCUUCCAACUUGUGCUUGAACGAGAUUACAAAAACAGCGUUCCAAUAUACUUUUGAGUAGCUAAAAGAAACAGUAAAACGAAUUGUAUUUUCUAACACAAC